This is a messenger RNA of Rhizophagus irregularis DAOM 181602=DAOM 197198, 823 nucleotides long. RefSeq lists its product as uncharacterized. NCBI's taxonomy places the organism in Eukaryota, Fungi, Glomeromycota, Glomeromycetes, Glomerales, Glomeraceae. The record is from RefSeq and is a predicted model, not a curated record.
GCAAGAUAAAAGCCAAUCAUUUUCUACAUCGAAUUAUUUGAUUCAAAAGCAAAAAAUAGUCGACAUUAAAACAAAUAAUGAUGAGAUUGCUGAUGAAUUAUUGGCAUCUUCGGAAUCCGUUAACCUUCCAAGCUCCACUCCACCAUCAUACAAUGUACCUAAUGGAAAUGGUUUUGGUGGUCAAAAGACUUAUGGACGAGGUCGAACAAUUUUAGGACAAGAUUUUGAUUCAGAUCCCAUACCAGUAGACAUGGAGAUUGAUGACAAUGAUGUUAAUGAGGACAAUUUGACUCCUAAGAAAUAUGCAUUGAAAAGUUCUCACGAGCUUCGUGAGACCGGUGACUAUACAAGAUUCACGGAUGAAAUGGAUGAUAUUUUUGAUGGACUUGAAAGUCGAUCGAUAACUAUUCGCAUAAAUAGUGUUAAAGAUCUAUCGUUGAAACUAUUGGAUGGUGAUUUUCUACUCAAAGUUCGCGCACAUAAUUAUAUUUCUAAAAUUUACACCAUAUUAAAUGGAAAUCAGGAUUUGUUAAUUCGAUGCUAUUUUUCGUUCAUCAUUUGCAUGUUGAUGGAAGACAAGCAUAGUUCGGAGUCUUUGAUUCAAGAACAUGGUUUUAUAGAGUUUGUUGUGAAUUUGUUAAAUACUUCAACCGAUCCUUUGAACAUUGAUACCGAUUCCUUGGAAAAAAACGACAAAAUUAAUGAAUUUAAGAAUAUUAUUCUCAAGUCAUCAAUUUUUACAAAUCUAUCUCAGAUUUCUCUUAAAUCCAUAGCUCUUCGUACAUUAUCAUCUCUGUCUUCAUUAAGAACUCGUCAUGAAAGC